GCGCCAUGUUGGGCUGCGAAGGUGGCAAAAAGAAGCCCCCAAAACAGCCCAAGAAGCAGGCCAAGGAGAUGGACGAGGAAGAUAAGGCUUUCAAGCAGAAACAGAAAGAGGAGCAGAAGAAACUCGGGGAGCUAAAAGCCAAGGCCGCGGGCAAGGGACUCCCGGCCCCAGGUGGAAUUAAGAAGUCUGGCAAAAAGUAAGCUGUUCCUCAUAUUUGAGAUGAUGGUGACCCUCUUCCAUUCCUAUUUAAACAUCUGGAUUCCCUGCCAUAACAUCUUUGCCACCUACAGCUAGAAUGAAGUGUUACCCUGGAGCCUGUUGUACAUUGUAAUAAAC
This is a messenger RNA of Onychomys torridus (southern grasshopper mouse), 336 nucleotides long. RefSeq names its product translation machinery-associated protein 7-like. The transcript has a single exon. NCBI's taxonomy places the organism in Eukaryota, Metazoa, Chordata, Mammalia, Rodentia, Cricetidae. The coding region runs from base 6 to 200 and encodes 64 amino acids. The record is from RefSeq and is a predicted model, not a curated record.